This is a messenger RNA of Antechinus flavipes (yellow-footed antechinus), 954 nucleotides long. RefSeq names its product olfactory receptor 51F2-like. Gene Ontology annotation, cellular component: membrane. Lineage: Eukaryota; Metazoa; Chordata; Mammalia; Dasyuromorphia; Dasyuridae. Gene Ontology annotation, biological process: G protein-coupled receptor signaling pathway. The record is from RefSeq and is a predicted model, not a curated record. The coding region runs from base 1 to 954 and encodes 317 amino acids. Gene Ontology annotation, molecular function: olfactory receptor activity; G protein-coupled receptor activity. The transcript has a single exon.
AUGUCAGUUCUCUUUAACAACACUUCACCAACAUCUCUGACUUUCUUUCUGACUGGUGUUCCUGGGCUAGAAGCUGCUCAUACCUGGAUCUCCAUUCCCUUUUGUUGUCUCUACAUAGUAGCCCUUUCUGGUAAUGGUAUGAUUUUGUUUGUGAUUGUUACUGAGCCAAGCCUCCAUGAGCCAAUGUACUAUUUCCUUUCUAUGCUCUCUUCCACUGACUUGGGAUUGUGUAUUUCCACCUUAUUUACUGUGUUGGGAAUAUUCUGGUUCAAUGCCAGAGAAAUCAGUUUUAAUGCCUGUUUGGCUCAGAUGUUUUUUAUUCAUCUCUUCACAUUCAUGGAGUCUUCAGUACUCUUGGCCAUGGCCUUUGAUCGCUUUGUGGCCAUCUCUAACCCACUGAGGUAUGCCACCAUUCUCACACACUCAAGAAUAACCCAGAUCGGGGCAGCAAUUGUUAUCAGAGGUACAGUCAUCCUGAUACCCCUUGUCUUGCUUCUCAAACGCCUCUCUUUCUGCCGGAGUCUUGUUCUUCACCAUUCUUAUUGUUUUCAUCCUGAUGUUAUGAAACUCUCAUGUUCAGAUACCAAAGUCAACAGUGCAUUUGGUCUCACUGCAAUAAUUUCUACUGCUGGAGUGGAUUCAGUCUUCAUCCUCCUCUCCUAUAUUCUAAUCAUCUGCUCUAUCCUCAGCAUUGCAUCACCAAAGGAACGAAAAAAAGCCUUCAGUACUUGUAUCUCCCAUGUAACUGCUGUAGCUAUCUUCUAUAUUCCUCUGAUCAGCCUGUCUUUUGUCCAUAGAUUUGGAAAACGAGCCCCUCCUUAUGUCCCCACCCUCAUUGCCAAUAUUUACCUGCUUAUUCCCCCUGCAAUGAACCCCAUCAUUUAUAGUGUAAAGACCAAACAAAUCCGAAAAGCUAUUCUCAAAGCCUUUCAUCCCAAGGGAAUCCUGAUCUGA